AUGGGUCUGUGUUUUAGUUUGGAUCAAGAGGAACUGAAGGCCCGAGCCCGGAGUGAUGUCAUAGAUAAAAAUCUACAGACAUGGGCUAAACAAGAUUCAAAUGUGAUAAAAAUACUGUUACUAGGGGCAGCAGAAGGAGGUAAAAGUACCCUGGUGAAACAGAUGAAAAUAAUUCACAAUGAUGGCUUCUCAAAACACGAGUUACGCUCAUUUAAGACAGCAGUUUUAGACAAUCUUGUCAGUUCAAUGAAGUUUGUUUUAGCAGGAAUGGGCAUGCUACGUGUGAAUUUAGAAAACCCUAAAAAUAAGUUGUAUGCCCAGAAGAUAUUGUCCUGUAUGUGUUGCUAUGAUAAAGAAUUCCAUGCCAUGUUACCAGAGAUAUACGAAGCUUUGAAAUCGCUAUGGAAAGAUCGAGGAAUCCGAUUGGCUGUUUCUAGAGGAUACGAGUUUGAACUGAAUGAUUCUGCAAUAUACUAUUUUGAGAACAUGGAUAGGAUCUGUAGUAUAAAGUUUCAGCCAUCUUGUACAGAUGUUUUACGAGCACGAGUGAGGACAACUGGUGUUAUAGAAACUUGUUUUAAAAUUGACGGUGGAGUUAUCAGGAUGUUUGAUGUUGGAGGUCAAAGGUCAGAAAGAAGAAAAUGGAUCCAAUGUUUUGAUGAUGUUCGAUGUAUUUUAUUCGUAGCAGCUUUAAGUUGUUAUGAUUUAACUUUGUUUGAAGACCCUAGUGUGAAUCGACUUGUAGAGAGCCUGAAAUUAUUUCGUGGUAUUGCUAAUAAUAGAUUCUUUAAUAAUACAGCAACGAUUUUAUUUUUGAAUAAGUUAGAUUUAUUUCAAGAUAAGAUUCGUCAUUCUGGUCGACAUCUCCGCUAUUAUUUCCCAGAUUUUUCUGGUCCUGACUAUGAUGUAGACUCAGCAGCCCGAUAUAUUCAACAUUUAUUCACCAUGCAAUGUAACAAUCCCUCCAAAGUCAUUUACCCUCAUUUUACCACGGCAACCGAUACCAGUAAUAUACAAGUCGUGUUUCAAGUUGUCAUGGAUUCUGUGUUACGUGAAAAUAUCAAGGCGGUGUCUAUUUUAUAGCGGAAGAUUACAUUGUUAUCUAUCAAUAUCAUGUGGAGUCAGUCAGGGUCCAGUGGAGCAGAGACAUUUACGCACAUUCGGGAACGAUCAUAUGAUGUGAUAGCGAAUAUAAUACAAAUAUAUAUCCAUAGCAUCCCUACUGACCCUGCUGCAAAUCUUUAAAAAUCUGUUACCGUAAAUAAUACGUACCAUGUCCAGAUGAAAACAUCAAGAAGUUGGGGUGAGACAGAACGUAAUAUUAAUGUGUAUUAAGAAAAACAUAAAGACAAAAAUUUUGAGAUGCUUUUAAGAAGCAAGGAACACAUUUAAGGUUGGGUUGGAUAAUUUUUAAAUUUUAUUUGAAUUUAUGUGGACUGCACCUGUUAAUGAUUUGAAUCAUGCCUGGAU
Lottia gigantea (owl limpet) is the source of this 1470-nucleotide messenger RNA. RefSeq lists its product as hypothetical. Bases 1 to 1083 code for a protein of 360 amino acids. NCBI's taxonomy places the organism in Eukaryota, Metazoa, Mollusca, Gastropoda, Lottiidae. Gene Ontology annotation, biological process: adenylate cyclase-modulating G protein-coupled receptor signaling pathway; Rho protein signal transduction. Gene Ontology annotation, molecular function: GTPase activity; G protein-coupled receptor binding; G-protein beta/gamma-subunit complex binding. The transcript is spliced from 9 exons. The record is from RefSeq and is a predicted model, not a curated record. Gene Ontology annotation, cellular component: heterotrimeric G-protein complex.